Messenger RNA from Mytilus trossulus (common blue mussel), 1333 nucleotides. Its product is annotated as ankycorbin-like. The transcript has 2 exons. Gene Ontology annotation, molecular function: protein binding. The coding region runs from base 18 to 1154 and encodes 378 amino acids. The record is from RefSeq and is a predicted model, not a curated record. NCBI's taxonomy places the organism in Eukaryota, Metazoa, Mollusca, Bivalvia, Mytilida, Mytilidae.
CUCGGUUUCAUAAAUAGAUGGAUACGGUUACUAGCACAAGUGCCUUUCACACAGCCGUUGCUCAAAGAAAGCUAAAAUUGAUAAAGAUCCUUCUAGAAGGUGGGUCUAAUAUCAACGUACAGGCAUACGAUGGGAAAACAGCUCUCAUGAUUGCCUUGUCGUUUUUCCGCGCGGACGAGCAGGUAGAAAAUAACACUGAGGUAAUACAAUUACUUCUUAAACAUGCGGCAGAUCCGAACUUACAGGAUCUUCAAGGUCGAACGGCACUGAUGUAUGCCUUACGAUAUAAAGCAACGGCCAAAGUCGUGCAAAUGAUAUUACAAUUCGGUGGAGAUCCUCACAUACGGGACCGAUAUGACAAAAGUGCGUUUUGUUUUAUCAAAUCAAGUGAUUGGUCUAAGUACAGCACUAUUUUGCGUCCAUAUUUCAAGCAGGACAAAAGAUUACGAGGUAAUUCAAAACAAGUAGCUGCUUUUGAUAGUAAUGCAAAUAGAAUUGACAAAAAGAAUGAGCUAAAAGUUUUGCAGACAAAUACGAAGAACACCCAGGAGGAAGAUAUUGAUUUGUGUAUACCUACAAUCACGUUGAAUUUGGUGUCUGAAAGAAAAAAAUCAAAGAAAAGCGAUGCUUACUUGAAACGCCGUUUUUCUGCACAAGUUAACUUGCUAUCCUUUCUGACACCUACUUCUGAAGAACCUGUUAAUAGCAGAGAUAAUAAGAACAUAAAUGUAUCUCAACUGGAUGGAACUGAUGCAGACUAUCAUUGCAAUUCAAAUAUAGACACAACAGACGUUCAAACACAAAAUGCUGAUGUUGAUGUUAUAUCUAGUGACAUGAAAAUAAGCACGUCAGUCGAUGGUGACUUGUAUCGUCGGUCUAACUCUUUAUUCAUAGAACAUCGUAAGAUUCCAGCAGCAGUAUUUGCUCGACGACAGUCGUGUCCAGAAGCUAUCGCACGUCAAUUGUAUAGUAAGCAUACAGGACAGACAAGCCAGAGUCCAAGUGUGGAAAACAUUUCAGAACAUAUGAUCUUUGACGACAGCAAAAGGAGGAAUUCUGACAUAGAUAUUUCAAUUGUUGAUAGAAACAUUCUUACUCAUUGCAAUGUCAAGUAUUUGCCAAAACUUCCACCUAUUGAGAAACGUUUAAACUGACAUUGUAAUUAAAAUGAUUUAAAUUUUAUUAUUAAAAUAUGAACACAAUUUGUUAAAUGUCAAUCAUACAUACGUCUACCAGUUAACAUUAAAAAGCAGGUGCACAUACUUUUAUGAGAAAUGUAAUAUUGUACUAAUACGAAUGUAAAACAAAAUAAUAUUUAGACUAUCAUCCAUAU